Scutellospora calospora is the source of this 713-nucleotide messenger RNA. The record is from the annotation of a GenBank genome assembly. Lineage: Eukaryota; Fungi; Glomeromycota; Glomeromycetes; Diversisporales; Gigasporaceae.
GUCUUGAUCCAAUCAUCCAAUCUCUCCGUGAAUCCGUUAUUUAUCCAUUAUGCUAUCCACAAUUGUUCACUUCGAGUUCCGGAUUAUUGGGCGUCUCAAAAGGAGUAUUGCUUCAUGGACCGCCAGGAUGUGGUAAAACUAUGCUUGCUAAAGCUCUUGCUCGAGAAUCUGGAGCCACCUUCAUAAAUCUUCAUGUUUCAACGUUGACAGACAAAUGGUUUGGUGAAUCCAAUAAAUUGGUUUCUGCUGUUUUCUCUGUUGCUAAAAAGCUUCAACCAUGCAUCAUAUUCAUUGAUGAAAUUGAUGCUUUUUUGAGAGAGAGGCGAAGUAAUGAUCAUGAGGUUACUGGAAUGAUGAAAGCUGAAUUUAUGAGUUUAUGGGAUGGUCUUACUACAGAUGAAAAUACACGCAUAGUCGUUCUUGGUGCUACAAAUAGACCUAAUGAUAUUGAUUAUGCAAUUCUCCGUCGCAUGCCCAAACGUUUUGCGAUUCGACUACCUAAUGAGGAACAGAGGAGAAAUAUUCUCGAAAUUAUGCUACGGGAUCAGAACUUGGAAGAAAAUUUUGACUUUGACAAACUAGUGUCUCAGACGGCUAAUUUUUCUGGGAGUGAUUUAAAAGAAGCAUGUCGAAAUGCUGCUAUGAUUCCGAUCAGAGAAUAUAUGCGAAAUCAUGCGACUCCGGAGGGCGAGUUGAAAGAUAUUGAUCCAGAA